Molecule: messenger RNA, 1905 nt
Organism: Penicillium macrosclerotiorum
Lineage: Eukaryota; Fungi; Ascomycota; Eurotiomycetes; Eurotiales; Aspergillaceae
Gene: spb4
Product: ATP-dependent RNA helicase SPB4
Exons: 3
Coding region: 1-1905 (634 amino acids)
Cellular component (GO): nucleolus
Molecular function (GO): nucleic acid binding; RNA helicase activity; ATP binding
Source: RefSeq, a predicted model, not a curated record
AUGGCUCCAAAGCCUUCCUCUUCCUCAAGGGCGUGGGAUGGUCUCACGCCGUCGCUAUCGCAAUGGACCCUCGAUGCCGUGGCUUCGAUGGGUUUCACACGCAUGACACCGGUUCAGGCCUCCGCCAUCCCGCUGUUCAUGGCGCACAAGGAUGUGGUUGUUGAAGCAGUCACUGGCAGCGGAAAGACACUGUCUUUCCUCAUUCCUGUUGUUGAAAAGCUUUUGCGCCUUGAAGAACCCCUUAAGAAACAUCAUGUCGGGGCUAUUAUUAUUUCUCCAACAAGAGAAUUGGCCUCGCAGAUUUACCAAGUGCUCCUGUCCUUACUCGAGUUUCACCCUCCAUCUGCUGCAGCCAUCCACCCCCCAGAAGACGAUGCGCCUCGUCCAAAAUCAUCCUCCUCCAUUUUGAAGGUCGUUCCACAGCUCCUGCUGGGCGGCUCGACAUCUCCUGCCGAAGAUUUGAGCGGGUUCCUGAAGCGAUCUCCCAAUGUGCUAAUUUCUACGCCUGGGAGGCUUCUAGAACUCCUUUCAUCGCCCCACGUCCAUUGUCCGCAAUCAUCAUUUGAAAUGCUUGUGUUGGAUGAAGCGGAUAGGCUCUUGGAUCUUGGGUUCAAGGAGGACCUUCAGAGAAUUCUGCGACAUCUUCCUAAGCAACGGAGAACCGGUCUUUUCAGUGCCAGUAUCAGCGAAGCUGUUGAUCAAAUCGUCCGUGUGGGACUUCGGAAUCCCGUCAAGGUAGCUGUGAAGGUGAAGGGCGGUUCGGGAGCCGAAGACAAGCGCACUCCUGCAAGUCUUCAAAUGACCUACUUGACAACUCCCCCGGCGCAGAAAUUCUCUAUUCUAAAAAAGAUUCUCUCGUCCGUCCAACCAACACCCCAAAAAACCAUCUUUUUCGUAUCAACAUGCUACAGCGUUGAUUAUCUUUCGAUGAUGCUGCCUUUGGUACUGGGAGAUGAAUUCCUUCUGGUCCCUCUUCACGGAAAGCAUCCCGCCAAUGUCCGCCAAAAGAAUUUCACCCGCUUCACUACUUCCACUACUCCUUCUAUCCUUUUAACAACCGACGUUGCCUCUCGUGGACUAGACAUUCCCUCUGUCGACCUCGUUGUACAGAUUGACCCACCAUCAGACCCCAAGACUUUCAUCCACCGGUGUGGACGAGCUGGCCGUGCCGGCCGCCGGGGUCUCAGUAUCGUUUUUCUUCAUCCUGGACGUGAACAAGACUACGUCUCGUUCCUGGAAGUGCGCAAGACUCCGGUCGCACCUUAUAAUCUUUCCAAUCCUUCAACUGAUGCAGAUGCCGCAUUUGCAACUCAGGCAGUGCGCAACGCAGUCCUCAAAGACCGGGCUUUCCAUGACAAGGGCCAAAAAGCCUUUGUCAGCUGGCUUCGCAGUUAUAGCAAGCAUCAAGCAAGCAGCAUAUUUCGCGUGGCAGACUUGGACUGGGAGGCUCUAGGGAAAGCAUGGGGGCUCCUUAAGUUGCCGAAGAUGCCUGAGCUACGGACCUUCACUGGUGAUAAAACCCUGGGAGUCAGUCUGGAUUGGGAGAACUAUGCAUACAAAGAUAAGCAACGAGAGAAACGGCGCAAGGAGGUGUUAGAAGAAAAUUCCCAGGGAGCCAACCUAGAACAAGAUUCAAAGAAACGACGAGCAGUCGAAACCGUAUCCUGGAGUCAUAACCAGGAAACCCGGGAGAAGAAACUCCGUCGCAAGGAACAUAAAAAGGCCCGGAAGGAACAAGAGAGGUGGGAACAGCUUCCUGACGAGGCGAAACAAAAAGCCCUUGAGACGAAACGCAUGGUUGAGGAAUUACGUGCCAAGAAUGAGCUGCAACGUGCAUCGGAUCAUGCAGCGAAAACAGGUGCCUCGGGUAAUGGAGAAGAUGAUGAGUUCAAGGGCUUUGACUAG